Messenger RNA from Adineta steineri, 768 nucleotides. The record is from the annotation of a GenBank genome assembly. NCBI's taxonomy places the organism in Eukaryota, Metazoa, Rotifera, Eurotatoria, Adinetida, Adinetidae.
AUGUCAUCUUCACUUGAUGGUAAAGUAGCUAUUGUUACAGGAUCAGCUGGUGGCCUUGGAAAAGUGAUAGCUAAACAUCUACUUGCCGCUGGUGCCCAAGUUGUUUUAUGUGAUAUAAAUGAGACAGCUCUCGAAGCAACAUACAAUGAAUUGAAAACUCAUGGAAAAUGCAUAGUUAUCAAAACAGAUAUCUCUUCAUCUUCCUCAAUCCAAGAAUUAUUUGAGAAAACUAUCAGCCAAUUGGAAAAAGUAGACAUUCUUGUUAACAAUGCAGGUAUCAUGGACAAAUUUGAUGGUGCAGCGGACUGCGAAGAGAAUUUAUGGAAUCGGGUAUUAGCGAUUAAUCUAACUGGACCUUAUUUAACUACGAAACUGGCUGUCAAACAUUUCCUGACACGUGAUAGUCCAGGCACAAUUGUAAACAUUUGUUCUUUGGGAGGACUUCUAGGACAUCGAGCAGGAGCAGCAUAUACAGCAAGUAAACAUGGUUUGGUUGGAUUAACUAAAAAUACAGCAGCAGCGUAUUGUAAAAACAAAAUUCGUUGUAAUGGUAUUUGCCCUGGAGGGAUGGACACAAAAAUUACCUCGGCAAUAGCAAAUGGAUAUAAUCAGUCAGGUUUGGAAAUUGUUCAAAAGACCAUGGCUACUAAUCCAGGUUUAUGUGACAUUGAUCAAAUGGCAAACUUGGUGGUGUUUCUUUGUGGGCAAGAUUCUAACAUAAUAAAUGGUGCUAUUAUCAACGCCGAUAUGGGAUGGAGUGCCUAUUAA